AAAUACAAAAACGAAAACAUAAAAUGUUUACAAAGAUCGUAUUUCUACUGAGUGUGUCCUUGUCAAUGGCCUUAGGUGGUAUUUACGAUGGGUACGGAGGGGGUGGCUUUAUAGCGGCGCCUGCCGUAUCAUAUGCAGCUCCGGCGAAAGUUGUUGCCGCUGCGCCGGCAGCAAUUGCUUUACCUGCGCCAAAAUUAGUCGCAGCUCCCGCCCCAGCAGCCGUGGUAAAAGCCGUUGUAGCGGAACCAUACGAUCCCAAUCCGCAGUACAGUUUCGCUUAUGGUGUCUCCGAUCAUUCAACAGGCGAUUCCAAAUCGGCUCAAGAGUCUUUGGUGAACGGUGUGGUGCAUGGCAGCUAUUCUCUUACCGAAGCUGAUGGCACGAUACGCAAAGUGACCUACACAGCCGACAAAAUUAAUGGUUUUAAUGCUGUAGUAGAAAAAUCGGGAGCUGCUGUUAUUGGCGUUGCUAAGCCGGUGGCUGCAGUAGCUGCCGUACCGGCUGUUGCUAAAGUCGCCUACGCGGCACCGGCCGUGGCCAAAGUUGCUUAUGCCGCUCCUUCAUAUUAUCAUCACGUUGUAUUUGUUCUCAGCGUGUCCUUGUCUAUGGCCGUUGCUGUACCAGUUGAUGCUUAUGGUCCUAAAUAUUAUGCUGCACCAGCUGCCGUUUCAUAUCACGCCCCUGCUGUGUCUUAUGCGGCUCCGGCAAAAUUUUUGGCACCAGCUCCUGCUGUAGCUUAUGCAGCUCCUGCUAAAGUAUUAGCUCCAGCUCAUUACGCUUUACCAGCGCCUAAAUUGCUGGCUGCACCCGCCGUUGUUAAAACCGUAGAGCCAGAACCCUUCGAUCCCAAUCCCGAAUACAGUUUCUCUUACGGUGUAACUGAUCAUCAUACAGGCGAUUCAAAAUCGCAAGAAGAAAGUUUACACGACGGUGUGGUUCAUGGUAGUUAUUCGCUUACCGAACCUGACGGCACCAUACGCAAGGUUACUUAUACUGCUGACAAAGUCCAUGGCUUUAAUGCUGUGGUCGAGAAAUCUGGUACCCCGGUUGUUGCUAAGCCCGCAGUGGCCUUAGCCGCAGUGCCUGCAAUUGCUAAAGUAGCUUAUGCCGCUCCUGCCGUUGCCAAGGUGGCUUAUGCUGCUCCUGCUGUCGCUAAAUUCGCUUUACCUGCUCCUGCCUAUUAUCAUCAUUAAUUGGCUUCCUAAGAAUCAUCAUGCCAUUUCAUCUAGUUAUUACAUGGACCAAGCAUUGGUAUUUGGACUUGUGACUUUAAAAAAAAAAAAAAUUAAUUUCAUUUGAAACAAAACGAAAAAAAAAAAAACACAAAAAAUAAUCAUAAAUAUUUUGUUAACUUAUUUUUUUUUUUUUUGUAAUUAGUUCGUCGUUAGAUAGAGAGAGGACGGACACCUACAUAAGAGUAGCCCUAUUAUUGCCACAUUAUAACGUUCUCUUCUUUUUUUUUUUUUUUUAAAAACUAUGUCUCUAAACAUCUACCUUCUCUAGCUCUAUGAAUUGCUUGUUACUCCUAAACAUGAUGAACGUACGGUUCUUUUUUCUUUAUAAGGAUGGCCAAUAUUUGAUAAAUAUGCUAUUAUAUAUGCAUAUCUGCAUUAAUAUGCAUUUAUAUGCAUAUGUAUUUGUAUGUUAUUAUAUUUUGUAAAAUAUCUGGAUGAUGUUUUAAGUCUUUAUUUUCCUUGUAAUGUAAUUCUUUUUCGUUCUUUCGUUUUUAUCCCAUUUGUAUUUGUAAAUAUAUUUGUACAUUUUUGUUUUUUUAUAUGUAGUAGCAUGUAAGUGACUCGAAUUUUUCUCGAAAAAUUUUUAUAUAAUAUUAAAUUAAUUAAACAAAAAGUAACGAAAACGUAAAGGUAUCGAGAAUCGUAUCGUGUGCAUUUACUGAAUAAAUAAACGAAAAAAUAUAUAUAUAUAUUCAGUACAAAAAAAUUUAUACUUUUUUCGCGCUUUUCAAUUGAAUCGAGUUGAAAAUAGUUUACAGUUAUUGAUUAACUCUUAUGAUAAACUAUUGCAUUUUAUUAGCAAUACUUUCUAAAAACUCUACUGUGCUGGCAAAGCAAAACACAAAUGUAAUAACAAAUGUUUGCCUACUUUUUUUUUUU
This is a messenger RNA of Glossina fuscipes, 2114 nucleotides long. RefSeq names its product cuticle protein-like. Gene Ontology annotation, cellular component: extracellular matrix. The transcript has 5 exons. The record is from RefSeq and is a predicted model, not a curated record. The coding region runs from base 24 to 1193 and encodes 389 amino acids. NCBI's taxonomy places the organism in Eukaryota, Metazoa, Arthropoda, Insecta, Diptera, Glossinidae.